Myripristis murdjan (pinecone soldierfish) is the source of this 1793-nucleotide messenger RNA. RefSeq lists its product as uncharacterized. The coding region runs from base 155 to 1453 and encodes 432 amino acids. The record is from RefSeq and is a predicted model, not a curated record. Lineage: Eukaryota; Metazoa; Chordata; Actinopteri; Holocentriformes; Holocentridae. The transcript has 2 exons.
UUCAAGAAAAACUUUGUCUAUCACACUGUGAUAGACAAUUGCUUUUGGUCAAAGGCUCGAUCAGUCUAAAAACAGCAUAAAAACAUCAACAUCUCUGGCCAUCAUCACACACAACACAAUGAAGAGAAGAGACACGUCAUAGCCUCCAGUGUCUAUGUAUGGGAAACACUGCACUUUGAUGGAAAAACCAGUACUAUUUUCUUUGACAGAAAAUGCCAACACAGAAGAAAUUAAUAUACCUUCAAGUGUUCCUAGUCAACAAUUUAAAGACAACUGGAAAAAAAGACUAAGCUUUCAUAAUAAAAUGGCAUUUCUUAGCGGCAUCAUGGAACAGCAUAACAAUGAAGUGAAGGAGGACGCUACCUGUGAUACGGCCAGUUCCUCACGUAUACAACAGCUCUGCGACAUAUACAUGACACAAAUGGACACUAACAAGCAAACUGCAUUUGCUGUGGCAGUCAUGGAAAACGAUCAAGUUUACCUUUUUGAUAAAGUUUAUCCAAGCGACAGAAGAGUUACAAACAAAUUCCGUCAUAGUGAGGAAAUAUUAAUCCAGAAUAUCGAAAAAUAUCUCCUCAAAAAUGAAAACUACAAAGAAAAAAUGCCAAAAGAGCUUUUCAUUUUUACCACCAACAGUCCAUGUUUAGGAAGAAAAGAUAAAAAAUCAAAGAAAGUUCAAAAAGAAAACAAGUCUCAAGACGAAGACCUACACAAAAAUAAUAUCCAGGGUUCUGGCUCUUGCUUGCUUCAGCUUCUUGAUAAAUCCUUUGAAUGGAAAAGUAAAUAUGGAUUUAAAACUCAUGUGGCCUACAAGAACUUCUGGGGUUUUGCUGGUCCAGACUAUUUUGACGAUGUUGCUUUUGACAGUGAUUCCUGUCUCGGUGUUGGUCAUCAUGAUUCUGAGGAAUGCAAGAGGACCCCUUUCAAAUUGAAACAUCAGGUGUUAAAAGAAACGAUCAAGGAGAGUAAAAUAUUCCACACACUCGCUGACGUGCCAGGAGAAGAAAGAAAUUCACUUAAAGAUCAUCUGAUACAUGCUCGUCAUCAGCUGAUGUCACUGGCAGAGAGCAGUGUCAGUUUGUACCAGGAACAUUUAAACAGAGGAAGGCAGAAGAUUGCAUCUUUCACAUUUCACCCACAAGUGCACGAUGAAGUUUGUGGCAGGUUAGAGAAAAGCUGGGCUGAAACGGUUAAGAUGUGCUCAGUGAUACCACUUAGAGAAAAAAUAACUUCAGAAUUUAACAGAAAAAUUGUCGAGCUUUUUCAGCAUGAUUUGAAAACAUAUUUUGGAAAAGAGAGCCCCCUAUUGCUUUACCAUAUUCCUCACAACUGUUUGUAUGUCAUCGCAACUACUACUACUACUUAUUCCUCCUCUUCUGACAACCACACUGUGACUGUGGCGAAAACUAUUGACCCCGGUACUCACACUGUAUGCAGCCCCCUACGCCUGUGACGUCAUCUCUACGUUUCACAUGUUUAUCACACCUAAGACAGACUGAAUCAUCCAUGGAUGAGAUAGACCUGCAUGCAUACAUAGGACUGCUAAUCCUAGCACGUGUCAACAUUACCCGGUCUGCCUACUUCCAUCUACGAAACAUCAAUCGCCUCCACCCCUCCCUGACCCCCCACACUGCCGCCAUCCUUGUCCACAGCCUCAUCACUUCCCACCUGGACUACUGUAACUCUCUCCUCUUAGGACUCCCUCACAAAUCCCUCCAUAAACUUCAACUGGUCCAGAACUCAGCUGCCUGCAUCAUAACUCGAACUCUGGAUUUCAUAACCACCCCAACUCA